CCGGUCCUCCUCUAGCGGGGAAGGUCGUCCUCUUCGACCGAGCACACAGCUUCGGGAGGGACGCACGUGGAUUGGUGAGGGAGGAAGGGGACACCCGCCUAGCCAGCCAGAUCAGCCGAAGCAACCCUGGCGAUCAAUGGGGUGACAGAUGUCGCAGCCAGAUCGCCCUCACAUCCUGAGUUCAUGCCGGAGCUGAGGGAAGGAAGCAAUGCCGUCAGAUCUGGCCGCUCUGCGGGAGUCUGAGGAACAACUCGCACCAGGUGGCCGCCGUUCCGUUGUCAUGGGUAAAGGAGACCCCAACAAGCCGAGGGACAAAAUGUCCUCCUAUGCCUUCUUCGUGCAGAUGUGCCGGGAAGAGCACAAGAAGAAACACCCUGACUAUUCGGUCAGUUUCACAGAAUUCUCUAAGAAAUGCUCGGAGAGAUGGAAGACCAUGUCUGCAAAGGAAAAGUCCAAGUUUGAAAAUAUGGCAAAAAGUGAUAAAGCUCGUUAUGACAGGGAGAUGAAAAAUUACGUUCCUCCCAAGGGUGAUAAGAAGGGAAAGAAAAAGGAUCCUAAUGCUCCUAAAAGACCACCAUCUGCCUUCUUUCUCUUUUGCUCUGAACAUGGAAGCAGGAAAUGGAGUAAAUGCCAGAGAAGGAGAAGCACAGCCCCCAGGGCUGACCCUGAUCAGGGAAUGAACUCCCUCUGUUCCAACUCAGGCCCCAGGGAAUGGCAGCAGCACGCGCAUGUGCACAGGCAUUCAGAAGGCAUAAUACAUCCGAGCUCCUGGGAACUCUGGGAAAUGGAGUACAGGCCGCAGCAUCCCUAG
Molecule: messenger RNA, 811 nt
Organism: Oryctolagus cuniculus (rabbit)
Lineage: Eukaryota; Metazoa; Chordata; Mammalia; Lagomorpha; Leporidae
Source: RefSeq, a predicted model, not a curated record